GCUCCUCCAUCCAUUUCGCGCGACUUUGGCACCCUCCACUGCUAUCGCCUGUGUACCCACUCUCCAAGUAGCAGGCAGUUCCAUCCUUCCGUCCUGCUCCGCGACUGCACCCGCCAGCCGUGAAUGGCUCCACCUCUCCACCCCUCCUCAGUUUCAUUCAAUUCGUGAAUCGCGCAAAAUGCUCAACAUGGCUCCCAAAUUGCUCAAACGCGUCCUCGAUGGCGGUUCGCCGAACCUGGAUGGCAUCGGCAUAACCUAUAUCGUCCUGGCCAUUGUAUACACGUUCAUAGUCUCAGGGGAGUUGUUUCUCUUUUACCACCACAGGUCCGCAUUCGUCAUUAAGAUCCGUAACAUACGAGUUGUCGUCGCCACCGUAUCCAUGCUCCACGUCUAUCUCAUUCUGGUUCUUCUCGUCUAUCCGUGGAACGGCUUAUUUCCCUGUGCGGCGGAGUAUUGGAUCAUGUCCGUCUUUCUACCUUGCGGCAUGGCCCUCUUUCAAGCAUGCAAUGCCAGGGUCCUCAAAGCUUAUGAAAGUCAGCGACGGCUGAAAAGGGACUUUCUGGAGGCAGCUCGGAAGAAGAGACUUACGCUCACGCCUCGUGGGAUUAUAGAGGCUUGGAUUGGCCUCGAUGCAACUUCCAAGGUCUACCUGGGCACCGUGGUUGGCCUCAUCGUUUCGUUCGUCCCGGUCAUCAUUCUCUUUUUUUGGUCGCGACGUUUCCACCCAUCGUAUGGGCUUUUUGGACCUAGCUUUGUGGAUAGGGUACAAUGUCGUCGGGGCCCCGAAUGGAUACCUUCCAUCCUCAUGCAAUUCGUCUGGACAGCAGCUGUGGGGCCUUGGAUUCUCUGGAAGAUCCGCAAAGUUGACGACGUGCACUCCUGGGCCUGGCAAACCCGGCUCGCUAUUUUGGCCGGAUUACCUGGGACGCCGUUGUGGAUGGCGUUCACGUAUUCAAAGAUUCCCGCCGUGCUUGCAACAAACCAAUACUUCCCGCCAGCUGGAUGGUUCUUGUUAUGCCUUCUCAUGUGUCAGCAAGUUCUGAUAUUGAUUCCCUUAUUCGACACACUCCGCUCGCAAUCUCGACGCGCGUCCAUCUCUUCUUCCACUACAUGCACGUCCGAUUUGCUCACAACUGAUUCCAUCUCUUCUGCUACCCCAUCCUUCUGCAAAAGAAUUCCCCACGUUGUCGUCAACAAGGAGUUGAAGCCGAAAGCUUCUAUGCAUGCCCUCGAAUUCAGCAUCGAGCACAGCAUCGAGCCUCUGAUUUCGUGGGCGGCGUCACGCGAAUUCACCGCCGAAAACGCCAUCUUCCUUCGGGAGGUGCGCAACUUCAAGAAGAAGUGGGGGAGUCUGCAGGUUGUCACAACGGCGCAGAGGCGCCAGAUGUAUGCAGAAGCCUCGCUCAUCUUCUUCACCCUCGUCAACCCAUGCACCGCCGAGACCCCCAUCAACAUCGACUACAAGAUCUUCCGGACUCUUCAGAAGACUUUCGAGGGUAUAGAGUACGAUCCGUACAUGCCUCAGGGUUCUGGAACAACCCCACUAUCACCGCCUGUCAAGGAGAAUGUGGUCUGCCCAUGGGAAAACAUCCUUGAGCGUCCGGCGAGCUUAGAGUCAACAGGAAAUUCCAGUAGCGCAUCGAGUAUACGAAACAUCGUGCCCAGUCAAUUCACGGAAGAAGUGUUUGACCCAGCUUUCGAAAGCAUCAAGUAUCUUGUUUUCACGAAUACGUGGCCAAGGUAUGUUGAGGCGAAGCUUUCCAAAAACAACCCAAGUCCGUCGCCCUGAGAUGGGCAGGAUAGUGAGCAAGGAAGUCUCGGCUGAGUAGGAUGCUUAUAAACCAUGUACCUUCAAACUCAUUUGUCCACUGCGAGUGGCUGUCUGGCUCCGUUCGGACUUGGGUUACAAGGAAAGUAGAAAUUUGCAUCCAUAAUGGCCCAUACCUUCACGAGUACGGCCUGAACGAUAACCUCUCUCACCGCCCUAGCCCAUUGUUUCUACCGCUACGCUACAUGUACCAAAGUCACUGGCGACUCAUUCGCCUCUACUAGUUUUACCCUCACGAUAAGGGCGGGGAGUGUCGCAAAAUGGUAACACCGGUCGUAAGAAUCAGCAUAUGAACAUAUCAAUCUGCUUCGGGGGCCUUAGAUCGUUCUUUACGAGCUCAACAAGCAAUUGCAAAGUAGAACCAUCCUACAUGUACAUCUGGUCCUCACUUAGCUAAUAUAAAUAUUCCACCU
Molecule: messenger RNA, 2241 nt
Organism: Westerdykella ornata
Lineage: Eukaryota; Fungi; Ascomycota; Dothideomycetes; Pleosporales; Sporormiaceae
Exons: 6
Coding region: 179-1789 (536 amino acids)
Source: RefSeq, a predicted model, not a curated record